GUUAGUAUUGCCUACCUAUCAAUAGGCUAUUGCAUGGCAUCCAAUCAGCGACAGCACAAAGUGCAGAGAAGUUAGAUUGCUAAAGGGCUCUAAGUCGUCUGAGGUACAGAGUCUCAGACCGCCUGGUAGGUUAUGGACCGGUUUGCGGGAUUACAUUGAAGCAACAUUGUCUCGCUUGGAUUCUUUCACUGUGAAGGCGCAGCCGGGUCCCGGCGCCGCACAAAACAUAACAGAAUGCUGCGGUCAAAUACUGCCUGCAUUGCUCAUCACCAGCUGGGCGCGCUUGCUCUCAACACCCAAUUUGCACACGCCUGUCUUCUAGAACAGUCAAUGUGCCCUGUUGUGGGCCAACCUGGGGCACACUUGCGAGUCUGUUCGCAGUAUGACGGCCCGCCGGUGACCAUCAUUGGGGAAGGCCGCAUUGGGAGGGCGUUCGCACAGAUGGCCGGGAAAAGGGCCCUGCUUCUUGGUCGGGGGGAGGGCAUCCCGGAUGCGCCUGAAUCACACCGGGAAGAGGACAGCUGGCAGUCUGGACCAGUCCUGGUGGCCACAAGAAACGGCGACCUGCAAGACGUCCUGGAAUGGGUACCACUUAAGCGGCGGCCUGACUUGGUCUUCCUUCAGAACGGCAUGCUCUUCCCCUGGCUAAGACAGCAGCAUCUUCUGCCCGACUGCACGCUGGCCCUCCUUUACUUCUCGUCUGCCGUGGACGAUUCCAACCCGGCGAGGAUGCGUGUCGUAGAUGGGGGCGGGAAGACUACGGCUUGGGGUAGAUGGGCCACCACUGUCGUGGAGAUUCUUGAAAGUGGUGGCGUCCGCGCUGCCGUGAUCGACGACUGGGCGACGUUCUCCGGCCUGACGGUCGAGAAGCUACUAUGGAGCUCCAUUUUCUGGCUGCUGUCGGCGGGCCUGGCCGGCAAGCCGGUCGGUAGGAUUGCUCGAGAGAACCGUUUGGACGUCCGGGCGCUCGUUGCGGAGCUCCUGCCAAUCGCGGACGCACACGUGGCAUCUUCCGCGGACGGAUCUCCGGAAGGUGCAUCGUCCUCCGCACAGGCGGCCCCAGGCACGACAUCGUCAACUGCCGGACACCGGGCGACCUCCAUAAAGGAUGUCGUCAGCGCCAGGUCGCCAGAAGGAGCCGCUGCGCAAGCUUUUGAAAAGCACAGCUGUAGAAGUGGUUUGAAAGCUCGCUAUUGGGACGACGUCCCCUUAAUCGGGGAUGUAGCAAGGUUAGCAAGUGGAGAAGACGACUCCAUUCCGGGCGGGGGUUUGCUGCCAACGAGAGCUCAGGAAGGGGAUCCUCACUGGAGUAGCAACAGUGUUGCUUCUGAAACGUUGCCCGUAGAAUCGACGGCGGACGGGUCUGAGGAAAGGAUUGAACGGCUUGUCGACAGCCUGUGUGAAUACUCUCUGGCGAUAGGGGCAGCGGUCCCGAGCCGGGAGAUGGCGCUGGCCGAGUUUGAGUGGCGGAACGGGUGGUUUUUGUCAAAGGAGACAAGCCCAACGCAUCUUGCAUGGCUUCAACAAGCCGGAGUCGAUACGAGAGCUGCAUCGUAAAAGACAUAAAUAAAAAAUUCUCGAAUGCUUAAAGAGGGUCUCAUGAGAGAAGUCCACCUUCAACGAUUGAUCGAAGCCCGUACAUAGCUUGGUUGUCCCACCCGGCCCCACCUAAAACAUGCUUUUGGGUACUAAACGACCGCUUUCAAUGUUGACGAUUUCGCAGAGUUUGCCUGCGGACAGUGGCCGCGGACUGACCAUGCAUAAGUGCUUUGGGCUAAAGCCAGGACCGGUGCCUGUCCUAUGCUGCGAAAACUAGCUGUCAGAUUGCCACGCUGAUAGUGUUGCUGCCUGAUUACUUGUAAGCCAGGGCGGCAGGCCGAUUGAUCAUUAAGUACGUUGAACA
This is a messenger RNA of Klebsormidium nitens, 1903 nucleotides long. The record is from the annotation of a GenBank genome assembly. Lineage: Eukaryota; Viridiplantae; Streptophyta; Klebsormidiophyceae; Klebsormidiales; Klebsormidiaceae.